AUGGAAACUAUCGUAAACAUGUUUGUGGAAAUCGCUGUAAAACUUUUGUUGAAAACUUCCGUGGAAGCUAGUAUUAGCGGUAAAGUCGAUAAGAAAACUUCCUUGAAGCUAAAGGAAAGCUGUGUUGGUUUUAUAAAAGGGCUUCGUCAUAUUCAAAAUGUAAUCUCAAAGAUCUCAGCCAAACAUAAUUACAAGGCUGAUGCUAGCAUCAGCUUACGUGAAUCGAAUAAGAUUGGUGCUGCUAUACUAUAUUUCAGGAGUUCGAUCACUGAUUUCAUGGAUCUAGUUAACGAUUUUGAGGAACAGAAGCUGAAGAAAGUUGCUCAUCAUGCAAGAACACUUGAAGAAGGAAGAGAAUUAACCGAAGAAAAAGCAGGGAACAACACCACUGAAAAAGUCAACGGUUCGGACCAAAGUAAGUAUGGAAAGUAUUUCCAGUUCUUUGGUUCUUUCCUAGAAGAAGGUAAGCAACACGGAAGAGAGUUAACCGAAGAACAAACAGGUGGAAAAAUCAACAAUUUGUAUGAGAAAUUUGCUAAAUAUAUCCCUUACCUCAAUGGUAAAGAUCAUGGAAGAAAACUACUAGAAAAUAAAGCAGGAGCGAAUGCCGAAGCUCAGAGCAGUGGAGAAUUUAAAGGUUUAUUCAAAUAUCUCUUCAACUUCAAUGGUGGUGAAAAAGUUCGAAUGGGUGCUGCUAGGCAGAUCAAAGUCGCCGGAAAAAAUUGA
Eruca vesicaria subsp. sativa (arugula) is the source of this 726-nucleotide messenger RNA. NCBI's taxonomy places the organism in Eukaryota, Viridiplantae, Streptophyta, Magnoliopsida, Brassicales, Brassicaceae. The record is from the annotation of a GenBank genome assembly.